Magnolia sinica is the source of this 1324-nucleotide messenger RNA. Its product is annotated as kinesin-like protein KAR3. The transcript has 7 exons. The record is from RefSeq and is a predicted model, not a curated record. Lineage: Eukaryota; Viridiplantae; Streptophyta; Magnoliopsida; Magnoliales; Magnoliaceae. Bases 1 to 1161 code for a protein of 386 amino acids. Gene Ontology annotation, molecular function: GTPase activity; microtubule motor activity; ATP binding. Gene Ontology annotation, biological process: microtubule-based movement; epigenetic regulation of gene expression.
AUGGGGCUGACUUUCACAAAGCUUUUUAGCUGGAUUUUUGCCAAGAAAGAGAUGUGUAUUCUGAUGAUCCGUCCGUUGUGGAGGCACUACUUCCAAAAUACUCAGGGUCUUAUAUUUGUCUUUGAUAGCAAUGACAGGGACCGUGUUGUUGAGGCUAGAGAUGAGUUGCAUAGAAUGUUGAAUGAGAUUCUGCUUCUUUCAAACUUUGUAGAAGACGUUUUCGUAGAAGUCAAGCCAGUUCUCAAAUCUGCACUUGAUGGGCAUAAUGUAUGCAUUUUCGCAUAUGGUCAAACUGGCACUGGGAAGACGUUUACUAUGGUCAGUGACAGUAACUUGGGUUCUUUUGUAUUUAUGUUCUUGAAUUUGACACUCAUGACUAGUUUUAUAUGGGCACUCUGUUUUUGUAGCUGGAUUGAGGAAAUCAAUCAACGGCAAGCAGAAGUGGGUUUCUGCACGAAGAAGAGGCAUGCUGUUUUGGGAAAAGUUGCCAUUCCAAAACCUGUUAAUUUACCUAGUCGAAGGUUGGAGAACCAUCACUUGGACCCUAAUGUGGAAAUUGUACCAAAGGGUACACUAAGCUGGGGCAGCCGUCCAUCUUCAAUAGCGAAUGCUUGGAGUUCUUCAGCACUGUCACCUGAUACCAAUGGAACUGCAGGUUCGCUUAAUGGUCGCCCUUCAUCUGGCGGAAGUGGCACUCGUCCAUCAACUGCUGGUAGUGAUAGAUCUCAGGAACCUGCAGCUAAUGCAUGUGGUCCAUAUUCAUGGCCAUCAUCAACAUCUGGGAUGUCUGCAACAAAUCAGACAUCGAGUGUGAAAUGUACACCAUGGUCGUUCCAUCGACUCAAGAUCAUCUUGAACGAGGGGCUGUGUGCUGUCCUAAUUGAGCUGGUCCGUGGUAGCUUUGUGAUCAUGGGUCGCAGGCGGUGGUCGUGCUUCGAUUAUGAGUUGUCUAGUAAUGGUUGUGUUGAUGUUAAGGGCUGGUCUGUUUGUCAAGUUGUGUUGGUUCACUACACCAAAAUUACAAUCUCUUCAGAAGGUCAAUCUUUCAGAAGGUCGAUCUCGAUUCUUUUGCUCUUCUUCUGUUGUCAUAUGUUCAUGCUUACAAUCUCUUCUUUCUUAUUCUGUGUUUUUCCUUUCGAUAUUUUUCUGUCUUCUAUCUGAUCUUGGAAUACUUGUUUUUCUUCUUUCAUCCUGUUUGAAUUGAAUGAUCUUUGAUGAUUUUUACUGAUAAUCUUCAAUCUAUUUGAGCGAUUUCAAGCUGUGAGAAUGGAUGGCUCUUAUGGGCAGGGGUUGGUAUCGUUGGUGCCCUUCUUGCUAUAGCAUU